AUGAAUACAGACGAUCAGGGAUCCCGUAUGGAUCUCACGAUCCCAGUUCAUCGCGAUCCACCUCGGACCCAGUCGAUUCCAUACCAGACGCCAGUUUCGAUUCCUUUUCGCCAUACUCAGCAUUCACCAGCAUAUAUGCGCGCUAAUACUCAUGCCACGUCACCGUUGGAUGCGGGACCGGGACAAUUGAUCCAAAGUUUUUCGCCUUCUCAUUCACUUAAUUCUCAUCUUUAUCAUAGUAAUGUUCAGUCACUUCCCUCUUUCCCUUCUGUCCCGACCAUUCCACAAUCUGUUUCCGAGAAUUGGCAUACCAAUACUGUUCCUAAUUUUUCCCCUCCGUCUCACAACUUUGCAACCCAGAACGUGUUUCAAAAUCGCCCUUUACCUUCUGCUCCAGUGCCUUCUUCGAACGUUUUUAUAUCCGAAUCCUACACUCCACUUGACUCUCCUACAUUUUUACCUAUCAAUUUCGUACGAUCACCAGUCUCGGUCCCUUCGGCUUUUGUCCGUCUCCCAUCUCGCGUCGGCUCACGCAUGGACCAUCAUCACAUCAUCGAUCGAACACCAUCUCGUAUCAUGCACCAACCAAGACCUCACCGUCUUGUGGACCUCGACCAUAUUUCUACUUCUGCUCAACUCCUUCCGGAGACUCAGAGUGCACCGGCGAUCAUGUCGGAAUUUCCACAGGAGCAUCAUCAUUGUUUCCAUAACCAUUCUAAUAUACCAUGGGUACCUCCGCCGCCUAACGCGCCAGCAGGACAUUCGUUUCCCAUGUAUUACACCCCUUAUCCUGUUUAUCAAAACUUUCAGCCACCUCCCACAUCACCUCGUCCAAUGACUCCGAGAUUCAAAAUCGAGUAUUCUUCGAUUCAUGCGAUGUUUCUUGCAACAAUCAAGGAUGCUGAUUCCCUGAAAGAUCGGAAAUCUUGGGUUGAAUGGAACAAAGGCGUAUGGCAAGCCGUCGCUGAUGGUUUCGUAUUAGGCCACAUUUGUGACGAACCUUCUCCUGGUACUCCUUGGACGGAAUGGAACACCCCAUUAAUCCGACCUACGGUCUCAUCUCAACCAACGUGA
Molecule: messenger RNA, 1074 nt
Organism: Lentinula edodes (shiitake mushroom)
Lineage: Eukaryota; Fungi; Basidiomycota; Agaricomycetes; Agaricales; Omphalotaceae
Exons: 1
Coding region: 1-1074 (357 amino acids)
Source: RefSeq, a predicted model, not a curated record